Messenger RNA from Harmonia axyridis, 5133 nucleotides. RefSeq names its product zinc finger protein 609. NCBI's taxonomy places the organism in Eukaryota, Metazoa, Arthropoda, Insecta, Coleoptera, Coccinellidae. The transcript is spliced from 9 exons. Gene Ontology annotation, cellular component: nucleus. Gene Ontology annotation, biological process: regulation of transcription by RNA polymerase II. The record is from RefSeq and is a predicted model, not a curated record. Bases 376 to 4281 code for a protein of 1301 amino acids.
GAGAGCGUUAGUUCGCAGCCCAGAGGCUACCGUGGCUGAGUGCGAGCGAAGGAAUGUGGUGUUGUGGAUUUCUCCAAAUUCUUUUGUUUUCUUUUGUGAUGUGCUGAGUGUUCAGUCAUGCCUUAAAGUGUUGGUGUGUAGUGGCUUGUGCUUGUGAUAUAUCUUGUGAUAUACUUGAGAAAUUCAACCUAUUUAACUGGAUUAAGUUCGCACUUUCUUCCCGUGAAUUCGGAUCAGCCGCGUAGGGACUAAUUCAACAAAACGAGAACUAUAUCACACGGAUAGCAGAGAACAUAAGAUGCAGUGUGUGGUGGGUGUCGCCGCGGAGCCAGUUCUCGGCGGCGGGGCCUCGAGCACCACCACCAGCCGGGUGGCAUGGCGGCCCCAAUGAGAUCGAGCUCGGUCCAGGAAGCGGGCCACCGACCGAGGGUGGCGGACUCCAGCAGCGGCAGAGCGACGGGAAGCCAGCCAGCUGCCAAGCCGGACACGAGCCAGACCGCCGGCCAAACUGCCCCACCCGCCCCCGGAAACUUCGAGUACGAUGACAACGAGUGGGAUAUAGGAAUAGGCGAUCUCAUCAUCGAUCUGGAUGCGGAUAUAGAGAAGACAACGGAAAAAACAGUAGAAUCAACACCUAUGGCGGCCAACGCGGCCGGUAUCCAAGCCACGAAGGCAGCGACGGCUAAGAUGGCGGUCGAGCAUUCGGCGACCGUAGAUAAAGGAUUGAAGAUGAAGAUAAAACGAACGAAACCCGGCACCAAGACGUCAGAGGCAAAGCACGAGAUUGUGAAGAGCAACGAACAAAACGGCGUUUCUGAUACCGGUGAUAACAUGAAGGGGGGCGGGAGCAGUAGUGGCCCCCAAGUGAAACAUUCUAGUGUUUCUUCGAAUAGUGGCGCCAGCGGGCAACAGACGGGUACGCCGAGUGCGAACAAUAUUUCCGGCGGCAACAGCAAACGGGGUUCGAGCGGACAUAGGCGCGACAAGGCGCGCGACAAGCAUACCAACAACGAGAAAACACCGUCGCAGAACUUGCCGAAAGUCGGUGGUGUGACUAGCCAAAAUCCAAGUGCGAUUUCCGAAAUGAACGGUAUGGUGCGGGUGGGCGCCCCUCAGCCGGGGCCCCCUAGACCUGUUUUUCCGGCCAGUACGGGGCCCGGGCCUCCGCAGUGCGCGAACACCGGACCCUCUCCGGGGCCCCCACCGAGCCCUGCCGCUGCGACUGCUCAAGGAUCGGCUGCCAAGCCGGAACAGGCGAAGGUGGCUUCCUCAACUCCGGUCAUCCAGAACCCGCCGUCGUCUUCUGCUGUAGGUGAAGAUAGAAACGAUGCUUCCUCGCCACCUGCCAAGAAGAUGAAGAGCGAAGUUAAGGUGGAAACUUCUGAUGUUUGUAUUGGAACCAGUAUUGGAACCAUCACAGAACCAGACUGUCUCGGUCCAUGUGAACCUGGUACGAGUGUCACUUUAGAGGGUAUUGUUUGGCACGAAACGGAAUCAGGAGUGCUGGUAGUGAAUGUUACUUGGAGAGGAAAAACAUAUGUAGGUACUCUACUCGAUUGUACCAGACAUGAUUGGGCCCCGCCAAGGUUUUGUGAUUCUCCUACUAGUGAUCUAGAUAACCGGACCCCAAAAGGCAGAGAAACUAGAUCAUCAGUAAAUAGUAAAUUACGAAACGGAGGCAUCAAGGGACGUAGAGGCGCCGCCAAUGGGUCAGGAUCAUCCACAGCACCUUCUUCACCCACACCCUUCGUAUCCCCAAGAGGAGAACCGUGCAACAAGCGAAAAAGUAGAACAGAAGACGAAACUCCAAAUCAAAAGGAAUCGAAAAAAUCCAAAGUUAUUAUUCCUCCCCCUGUUCCACCCCCAGUGAUAGUUCCUACUACCACCACAACAACAACCUGUUCAUCUCCCCCACCUUCCCCUAUAUUACUAGAAUGCCCUGAACCCAACUGUUCAAAAAAAUACAAACAUAUCAACGGUUUGAAAUAUCACCAAAGUCACGCUCACGGUUCGGCUGACGAUGAUGAUACGAAAGACGUUACUUCAAUGUCCGAAAACGAUGAAUCGAAUAUUGAAGCCCCUAGCCCUGUUACACCAGUGAAAUCCCCCGAGAAAAGUCAAGACAGCCCCAUACCCCCACAAAAACGAGACGAUGAAAUUGCCUACAUCUUCAAAUCGGGUAAUAUCCUGGAUGUACCAAGUCAACCUACAACACCAAGGAGUACUCCUCCGUCCCCAGCUAUUCCUCAGGGCUUAUCAGACUUAAAUACUGCAACCAAUGUUAGUUCACCAGUGGAGAAUAAGAAUAUUGUUAAGCCAGGUGUUCUUCGUUUCAAUAGUACAGAAGAGUUUCCUGUCGGAGUUUUUUCUUCCAAUAAAAAUCAGGUUGCUGGUACUCCAAGCCUUGUUUCUUCUGGACGUAAUGUUCCAGUACCAGUACUGGAGCAGCCCAUACCCCAAAACGAAUCUUCUAUACAGCCUCAAUCAUUCACUAAUCAGUUACAAACGCAAGUUUGUAGUAUACCCCCUACGCAGUUUGCCCCAACGCUGGCAAUUUCAACCCAAACAACUCCCUCUCAGAUGACUUCACAACUUUCACCUCAUCCGAAUCAGCCCCCUUCUCCAGCUUGUAAGAUUACAAAUUUCAAGGUCAAGCCCACUGCCGCACUUAUGCCUGAUGAUAAGAAAAAUUCACCUCAAAUAAACCAAAACAAACCUCAAAGCUUCAAAAAGAAAAAUAGAAAAUCUCCUGCUGGCAGUCCCCAUCCUCCUCAGUCUGAUCAACCCAUGUUUGGAAUGGAACAUAGUGGGAGAGAUGAAGUCCGAAGUCCUGCCUAUUCUGAUAUCUCUGAUGAUGGUGCCCCUGUGAUUGAUACAGAAGUUGGAGAUAAAAAUAAAAACCCUAGUAAAAAACCCGAUCCGGGUCAACCAAUUUCUCAUAUAUCUCAAUAUGGAAUGUACCCAUUUUAUGGGCAAUCCCAAUACUUGGUUCCAAAUGUUCAACCACAGCAAACUUCACAAGAUCAGAAUAAACCCAAAGAACCAGAAAAACAGAGUGAUAAAUCUACAUCAGAUAAAGAAAUCAAAAAAGAAAGUGGCGAUUAUCAGCCUAAACCUGCUGGAAAUACUGCACAACAUUUUUAUCCAUACGGAUAUAUGAGUGGGUAUCCAGGAUACCCUGUUGAACCAAAUUAUGGAAUUGUUCAAGAAGAGAAGAUGAAGGAAGAGAGGGUUAAAGAAUCUCCUAGUCCAAUUGAGCAACAAACAGUAAACAAACCCAUUCCUAAUCCUAUUCAAGUACCAAACCCUGGUAAAACAAAACAAGACUCUAAUUUAAAUAUUAAGGAUAAACACCAAAACGAAAAUCAUCAAAUAUUAAAAGAAAGUAUUGAAAUGAAGAAUCAAAUGAAUCCCUAUAUGUAUUCAAGGUCAUCACAACAACAGCCUCCAACAUCCCAUCAUAAUCAGAGAGAGGAAGAUGUGAGAAGGUUUUAUGUUUAUGAACAAAGACGGAAAGAAUCGCAACAGCACCAACAACAGCAAAACCAAGUACCGCAACAAUCUCAGGGUCAAACAAAUGUUGAUUCCCACAAGGGUAAUACAACUGGAAAAGGUGUUGUUCCACCGCCUAGUCCCAAUGUUAAGCAAUAUAAAGAUACAAAAAUAGAGGAUAAGGAUAAAAAAGAUAUAAAACAAGAAGGGGUUAAACCCACUAUGGAAACUCAGGGCCCUCCACCUCCUCCAACUUCUCAAUACGCUUAUAUACAUCAUAAUUAUAUGCAGUCACCUCAUUAUGGGGCUCUUCAUUUCGAUCCAAAUCAUUCCAUGUAUAGAGGUCUAAUGGUUCCGGGGCCAUAUAGUACCAAUCCUUAUCUUUUAAAUACCCAAAUACCUAGGUAUCAUGCUCCAGAAGACUUAUCAAGAGCUCAACCCCCACCCAAAACCUUAGAUAUGUUAGAGCAUCACGCGCAAUAUUUUUCACCACAUAAAAUACAUGAGCUACAAGAAAGAGCUAUUAAAUCUCCAACGCCCAAAACAUCAGCAGCCAGUUCUAGUCCUUCUGCGAAUGCUGGAGGUCCCACUAGUGGGCCUCCAUCACAAAUGAGCUCUUCAUCUCCCUUGACUCAACCAACAAAUGUACCUCCAACAGGAGGAAAACAAACACCUGGUGCCAACAAGGAAUCUAGGUCUCCACCUCCACAAAGACAUGUGCAUACUCAUCAUCACACUCACGUAGGCCUUAGUUAUCCCAUGUAUCCAGCCCCUUAUGGAGGUGCGUAGAGAUUCAUUAUUUUACAUGUUGAACAAAUUAUGGAAAGGGAAUUAUUCUGAUUUUGGUUGCUCAAUUGAAUUUGUACCCAGACUUGCAUAUUCAUUACAUUGCUGUUGUUUUAAUGAAUAUUUUUGAAUGGAGUAAUAUACUGUUCUUUGUUACCAAAUUUUUCAAUUCGGUCAUGGAGAAAAUAAGAAUCAAAUGUCAAGCCAGACAGGAGUUUAUAUAGAGAAUAUUGUGUUGAAUUUUUUCUUUCUGAAGUUUUUGAUUUGAGAAAGUUAAAAUUUGAAUUAUUUUUUCAGCUGCUGUGAUAGCAAGUCAACAAGCUGCAGCUGUUACAGUUAUCAACCCUUAUCCGACAAAGUGAAAUCAAUUUAAAUCAAACAAACCUUUGUAGUGUCGAGAAACAUUCCAUAGCUCUGACUGGUAAACUUUAGUAUGCACUGAAACAACAGUAACUCCAAUGUGUUGAAUCUUUAUGACAUUGUUUUCAUUUAUAUUGUGCCGUUUGACGGCAAAACUAUUUCCUGUAAAUGAUUUUAUUUAUGUAAAUAAUGUAAAGACAAAGAGGUCUUUUAUUUAUCAUUUAUAGAAAAUGUAGUAGACUGAUAUAAUAUUAACUGACCUGUUAGAGAGGUAUAUGUAUUUUUUAAUGUAUUUGGUCUUAUUUUAACUGAAUUUCUAUAAGUUUAAAUAUAUGUUCUAUUUUUACUAUUAUCUUUAACUUCAUUCCAGUUUUAUUGGAAUGAUGUUUGUACAAUUGAAAUAUUGUUUUUUUUACUGAAAUGCAUUUGUACAGCUUGUAAUAUUCUGUAAAUAUUAUCUUAAAAAUAAAAGCUGAUUUGCUUUGUAACUGUAAA